GUGCGUUCCAUGGAUUGUCCACGAUAAAAACAAGCCAUAAAGUCCUCCACGAUACGAACCCGAAAUAGUAUUCAUCCGGUCCCUAUUCUCUCUCGUCUCAUCCUGUUUAUAUAUCUCAAUCCCCAAGCUAUAUUUCCCCUGCAAAUCUCCGGAGAGACAGACAGAGAGAAAGAGCCCAAGUUAUGGGUGAGAAGGAAGAGAAGGGAGAGGAGAAGCCGAAGAAGGGAGAUGGGGAGAAGAAGGAAGGACAAGGGGAGAAGAAGAAGGAAGAAGGAGGAGGAAAGAAAGAGGAGGGUCCGCCGGCGGUGGUGCUGAAGGUCGAUAUGCAUUGCGAGGGCUGCGCCACGAAGAUCAAGCGCUCGGUCAAAAGAUUAGAAGGAGUGGAAGGCGUGAAGGCGGACACGGCGGCCAACAAGCUGACGGUGCUCGGAAAAGUGGACCCUUGGAAGCUCAAAGAGCGGGUGGAGACAAGAAUCCGCAGGAAGGUCGACAUCAUCUCCCCCGCCAACCCCCCUAAGAAGGAUGCUGCCGCCGGCGACGCCAAGAAGCCCGCCGAAGACGCAAAACCCAAAGCGCCUGCGGUCUCCACCGUGGUGCUCAAGAUUCGCCUCCACUGCGAAGGCUGCAUACAUAAAAUCCGGAGGACUAUUCGCAAAAUCAAAGGAGUGGAAGAAGUCAACUUCGACGUGCCGAAGGAUCUGGUUACCGUGAAGGGCACGAUGGACGCGAAGAGCCUCCCGGCGAUCCUCAAAGAAAAACUGAAGCGAGGUGUUGAUAUCGUCCAGCCGAAGAAGGACGACGGCGGCGGCGGUGGCGAGAAGAAGGAGAAGGGCGGCGACGGGGAGAAGAAGAAGGGCGGCGACGGCGGCGGCGAGAAGAAGGAGAAGGGUGGCGACGGCGAGAAGAAGGAGAAGGGCGGCGACGGCGAGAAGAAGGAGAAGGGAGGGGACGGCGGAGGAGGCGAGAAGAAAGAGAAGGGCGACGGCGGCGGAGGCGAGAAGAAGGACGGAGGGAAGAAGGACGACGAAGGCAAGGCCGCGCCGCCGCCGGCGGCCCUAGUGGCGCCGGCGCCGGUGUCUGAGGUGAAUAGGAUGGACUACUACGGGCCGUACGGUUACCGCCUUGAGAUGGCGCACGCACCGCAGCUCUUCAGCGACGAGAACCCCAACGCCUGCUCCAUAAUGUGAUGUUCCACGGUGCAUCCUACCGCUUGUUAGCGGUAAUGAGUAGCUACUUGUAAUCGAUAAAAAAUGUAAAUAAAUAUAGAAAAAAUAGGAGGAAAAGGGUGAUAGAGAACCGAGCUGGGGACUGUAGCGGACAAAAUAGCUUUUGGGGCUUUUGCUAGUGGGUUUAAUUCGAUUUUGUUUGUUGGUUAAUCUGUUUAAUCCAGCUGUUUAUGAUAUCAAAUCCAUCAGUUAUUAA
This is a messenger RNA of Elaeis guineensis (African oil palm), 1422 nucleotides long. RefSeq names its product heavy metal-associated isoprenylated plant protein 3. Lineage: Eukaryota; Viridiplantae; Streptophyta; Magnoliopsida; Arecales; Arecaceae. Gene Ontology annotation, molecular function: metal ion binding. The record is from RefSeq and is a predicted model, not a curated record.